Molecule: messenger RNA, 1413 nt
Organism: Sordaria macrospora k-hell
Lineage: Eukaryota; Fungi; Ascomycota; Sordariomycetes; Sordariales; Sordariaceae
Biological process (GO): positive regulation of mitochondrial translation
Source: RefSeq, a predicted model, not a curated record
AUGAGAUCUAUGGUACCGAUUCAACGACCGGCCGCUGUCCGGAGCAUCUCCGGCGUCGCGGCACUGGCUGGCCUCACUGCCACCAGCACUUCCACUCGACCACAACCACCAUUCCACCUCAUCGCAUCGCAUAGCCAGCCACGACGGUGUACCUUGUUCACCUCCAACGGUCUCCUAGCACAAAAUGGCAACAAUAACGAGCCUUCGCGACAACCCUCCACCUCUCCCUCUACCACCACCCAGAAGCAGCCCUCUUCUGCCGCCGACGAUGCCACGACAUCCCAACAACAAAACAAAUCCUCCGCCGUCCAAAAGCGCAAGCUCCCCCUCAAAAACUCCCUUCACCGCGUCGCCAUCGUCGCCCAAAAAGGCAGUCCCGCCAAAUCGGCUCCCGUCCCAAUACCCGAACACACCAUCGAGCCCGACGGGCGCUCGACCAUCUCAGCCGUCUGCGUCGCCGAGUCCUUCGACAUGGACGCCGUCGCCUCCCUUUUGACAUCGCACAACUUCUCCCUCGACCCCGACAACACCGGCUUCGACAUCCACGAAGUCGUCCACGCGCGGGGGCUGACCAACCACGGGGACAUCUUCGUCUUUCCCUCUGGCACCAUAGUAACCUGGGCUUUGCCAGCCGACGUCGUCGACACGCUUGCCACACGUUUACUCAUUCCCGCAGCCGAAAUCCCCUUUGUCGAAAACAAGGAAGAAGAAGACCUCGAAUUCGCCACCGAUCCUUCUGAAGAACAGAGUAAAGUCCAAGGUGACGUGGUCGUCCUCGGCACGCUGCGUGAGGUCUCAGCCGGUGACAAGCUAGACACCACUUUGGCGAAAAUUGCUUUUUCGUCCGGUCUUGCGCGCUCCACCAAGCUUGCGGUGUUGGAAUCCUCUUUGACGCGCUACCUCGAAAGCACGAGACACAUUCCCGACCGGCUAUCCCAAGGUCUCAAAGCCCCGCUGUCACGGGAACUCAUCCUCCGAAAAACCGGCGAACUCCUCAACCUCCGCAGUCAACUGAACCACUACAACGACCUAACCGACGCGUUGCCAGAUAUCUUCUGGGACAGCGAAGAGAAGCUGGAAACGUACUACAGCAAGAUCGGCAAGGCGUUGGAUGUCGGGGUGCGUAUCAAGACGCUGAAUGACAAGAUGACGUAUGCGCAGGAGGUGGUCAAGGUGGCGCAGGAGGUGUUGGAUAUUUCGGAAAAGAUGAGCAGUGAGAAACACAGCACGCGGUUGGAGUGGAUUAUUAUUAUAUUGAUUGCUAUUGAGGUGGUGUUUGAGCUGCGGAGGCUGUGGAUGGAGAGGUUUGAGACGCAUGACGAUGAUGUUUUGAGGGAACUGAAAAGGAUUGGGGAUUCACUUGAGGCUUUGAGGGGGGAUGGCGGUGGAAAGGCUGAGGGUUUGCCAAAGUGA